AUAAAAGUCGAGCCUAGUUUGCAAAUUUGCAAUACAAAUAAACGACAGUUAGAAAAAGGGCGUUGUGAAUUACACUCGUAUUAUUUACAAUAAACUUCUAUUUCUCUUUAAUCGAUUAGCGAGUAAAAUACUAAAUCGAGAAAGCGGACCAUGGGGCGGGAAUCAUUUUAAUUAGUUUAUAUGCGAUACACGAAGGAUGCAAAGGAUUCCGGACCGACUGCGCACGCACAAAAAAGAUACUUACAAUUAGUCCCAACUUGUAUAGUGGCGACGUAUGGACAGCAUUAAAAAUAAAAAGAGAGGACGUGCCACAUGCUUUUGUAUACGUGCGAAGUUGGCCCCGGAGUCCGGAAAUUCUUCGUUCUUCAAUCGUUCAAUCAUUCGACAGUUGCUCGGCAAAUCGGAGCACGUGUUCAUCACGAGACUGAUACCAAUUAGUUUAGAUUAAACGUAUUCAUUCCACGCAUCUUCUCAUACCUCGCCAAACUGUGCAGCUUGAAAACGAAUAGUACAAACUGAAAGGUAUUAAAACGUUGAACCAGCGGCUAACCUUUCGCAUCGAAAGUGAACCUCGUGUCACCGUCUAUUUCCCUCCGUGCAAGUGAAUCGCAGGUGGUGUCAUGUUUAAAAAUUCGAAUGCUAUGGAGAACGAGUUGAAGGAAUUAGCGAUUGCGCUUUACGAAAUAGACGCAGUGAAGUUUGGAGAAUUUGUAACGAAAGUCGGGUUGAAAACUCCGAUAUAUUUUGACUUGAGGGUGAUCAUUUCGCAUCCGAAACUGAUGGUCCGAUUGGCGAAAACGUUGUGGAAACAGGCUGAGGAAGCCUCGGGCAUCACGCAGAUCUGCGGCGUUCCUUACACAGCCUUGCCGCUGGCAACUUUGAUCUCUGCUGACACGAACAUUCCGAUGUUGAUCAAAAGGAAGGAAGUCAAAUCUUACGGUACGAAGAAAUUGAUCGAAGGUAAUUACAAGCAAGGGGAUCAUUGUGCGAUCAUCGAGGACGUGGUCACAAGCGGUAGCAGUAUCUUAGAGACGGUCCACAGUCUUAGGAAGGAGGGUUUAAAAGUGACCGAGGCUUUCGUAGUGAUCGACAGGGAACAGGGUGCUAAGAAGAAUAUAAAAAAUCAUGGAAUACAUAUAAGAAGCUUAUACUCGGUGACCACCCUCUUAGCUUACCUCUUGGAAUCGAAUAAAAUUACACCGAAAGUUGUAAGAGACGUGACGGAUUACUUGUUAAAGUAUCAAGCACCUAUCAUCACUGUUCAAGUUACAGAGCAACUUCGACUGAAGACUCCGUUCCAUGUUCGCGCCGGCAAAGCUAGGAACGCGGUAUCCGCUAAACUGCUUAAUUUGAUGGAGGCGAAACAGUCUACCAUAUGUUUGGCAGCAGACUUGACGAAAGCCGACGAGAUUCUAGAGUUGGCGGAUUUAACUGGACCGCAUAUAGUUAUACUUAAGACGCACGUGGACAUAAUAGAAGAUUUCAGCGACGACUUUAUAAAACGAUUGAAGGAAUUAGCUAAGAAGCACGACUUCUUGUUGAUGGAGGACAGGAAGUUCGCCGAUAUCGGGAACACGGUAUCGUUACAGUAUCAAAAAGGCAUUUACAAAAUAGCGGAGUGGACAGAUCUCGUUACGAUACACGCUAUUGCUGGUCCAAGCAUCGUAGACGGAUUGAAGAACAGUUUGAAAGACAUAAACGAACCCCGCGGGCUUUUCGUGGUUGCGGAGAUGUCCUCGAAAGAAGCAUUGACGACUGGCGAGUACGCGCAGAACGCUGUAUCCAUCGCGCAAAACUCGAACCUGGUGUCCGGGCUAGUUUGCCAAUCGAAUAUAUUCACGAGUUUAGGACUGGUUCAGUUGACACCCGGAGUAAAACUGUCGAAAAGUUCAGAUGAUCUGGGCCAGCAGUACAACACGCCAGAAUCCGUUGUGAACUCUGGUGCCGACGUAGCCGUGGUCGGCCGAGGCAUCACCGAGGCACAGGACAAAUUGUCCGCUACUUUAGAGUACAAGAAGGAACUGUGGUCGGCGUAUCUGAAGCGACUGUCGGACGAAUGAAUCUUAUCUCGCGAAUGGACAAGUGAAACGAUUAAACUAGAAGAUAAAUAUAUCUUUUUUCUAUUUUCAAAUAUAUGUAUAACAAUUAAGAUUUGUAAAUAAUUGGUAACAUCGUGUUUGUAAAUAGAGCGACGACGAGUAAAUUUACAAAAAUUUCGAUGUAUAUACAUUACAUAUGACGACCCAGUAUGAUGUUCCGCGUGCAUACAUAUUAUAUAUGUAUUUUUAAUAAAAACCGAAACGACAAUU
Ceratina calcarata is the source of this 2309-nucleotide messenger RNA. It is a transcript of the gene r-l, whose product is annotated as rudimentary-like. The transcript has 3 exons. The coding region runs from base 621 to 2060 and encodes 479 amino acids. Lineage: Eukaryota; Metazoa; Arthropoda; Insecta; Hymenoptera; Apidae. The record is from RefSeq and is a predicted model, not a curated record. Gene Ontology annotation, molecular function: orotate phosphoribosyltransferase activity; orotidine-5'-phosphate decarboxylase activity. Gene Ontology annotation, biological process: 'de novo' pyrimidine nucleobase biosynthetic process; 'de novo' UMP biosynthetic process.